This is a messenger RNA of Photinus pyralis (common eastern firefly), 735 nucleotides long. Its product is annotated as glutenin, high molecular weight subunit DX5-like. The coding region runs from base 1 to 735 and encodes 244 amino acids. The transcript is spliced from 2 exons. Lineage: Eukaryota; Metazoa; Arthropoda; Insecta; Coleoptera; Lampyridae. The record is from RefSeq and is a predicted model, not a curated record.
AUGGAGGCAAUCAAGUCAGCAGUACAAGCCACGGUCAACCGGGCAACCAGAGUCAAAACAAAGGCAGCCAGUACAGGCACCAGGGCAACCAGACAACCCCGUCAACCUGGCCAACCAGACAACCCGGUAACCAAGUCCACGCCUGGACAACACCGGUCAAGCCGGGUCAACCUGGCCAACCAAGUCAGCCAGAGACAACCCGUCAACCUGGCCACCAGGUCAAACCACAGGUCAAAAGCCAGUCAAGGCAACCAGACGACCCGGUUCAACCCUGGCCAACCAGUCAGCAGCGACAACCUGCCAACCAGGUCAACCAAGUUUCAGCCAGCGUCAAGGCGCAACCAGGCACAACCCGUCAACCGGCCAACCAGGACACACCGCGGUCAACCUGGCCAACCAAGUCAGCCAGGACAACCCGGUCAACCUGGCCAACCAGGUCAACAAGGUCAUCCAGGUCAAGGACAGCCAGGGCAACCAGGACAAGCCGUUCAACCUGGCCAACCAAGUCAGCCAGGACAACCCGGUCAACCGGACCAACCAGGUCAACAAGGUCAGCCAGGUCAAGGGCAACCAGGACAACCCGGUCAACCUGACCAACCAGGACUACCCGGUCAACCUGGCCAACCAAACGCACUUAACUUCGCUACCCUAUUAGUACGAAAUUUCUCCGAAAGUAACACACGAGCUCUCUCAAAUAUUUGGGUGACACCAAUAUAUAAAACCACCAUACACUAA